Messenger RNA from Medioppia subpectinata, 3606 nucleotides. NCBI's taxonomy places the organism in Eukaryota, Metazoa, Arthropoda, Arachnida, Sarcoptiformes, Oppiidae. The record is from the annotation of a GenBank genome assembly.
AUGGCGUUAUGGACGAAAUACUCGGCCGACGCGUAUCGCAGCUCAUCCUUCGCCACAGAAUCUGGAAUUGCGGUCGAAAUCCACUUCUUUGACCUGAGCUUAGGAUUGGGAACACAUUUCCUGAUCUCGUCGGUCAUCUUCUGGGCACAAACAACGCUAACCCCCGGCGGACACAACUUCUUGGCCUCAUUCCAAGACAUGCCGACGACAGCCAUCAGCCCUUUUGGUAUUUUCUUAUCGCUUUCGGUUACGUAUCCUCUGAUUGACGAGAAGCGCCUCUUUUGUGGUGAGCCCUCCGUCCGCAUAAGCGGCCGCUAUUUCGCCAAAAGAGUGGCCAAUAAUGCCAUGAUGGUUCCGGUGAUGAUAAAGUCGUUGAAAUGCAAUCCCAAAGUGCUCUACGAAGCGCUCACUAAGAAUAAAGUGGUCGAAGAGGAAGGGAAGCGAGGCAUUGAGGAGAAGAUCGCCACAGGUUUGGAGCAAAACACGAUGGAGACCACCGAUGAGGGACUCCUCGAAGCCAACGAUUCUCAGCAACUGUUGGAAGAGUUCGCCGAACAGAAGUUUCACGUCUAUAAGUCUGUUCUGCCAUUUCAUGUGGACAUGAAUUCCCGAAUGAUUGUCACCCAUGGGGUGGAGAUCGAGGACCUGAUGGCACUUCCUAUUCCUCGUCGGUCUAAUAUAUUGGACUUAAAGCUGGAGUCGUAUCAGUUCGUCGCCAACGAUGAACAUAACGCUAUCGAGUCUUACGAUCGAAAUAAAAUUGAAGAGUAUUUAAAGGUUUGCGCUAAAUUGUCACAUAAAGAUGCGAACGAUAACGUGGAUAAAAAACUGGCCGUUUCUAAGGCUAACGCUUUUGUUUGCGAUAUCAAGAAUAGACCAGAAUUUGAUAUGAGUUUAGAUGUGAUAAAUCAGGUCUCAAAGAACGAGCACUUGAUUCGCUCUCUUCUGGAUAUUGUCAACUACCGGUCUCUAGUGGACAAUCAUUUGGCUUCGGCUGCUAUUUAUCCAAUUGAUGUCAACUAUACUAUUGCUCUCAAAUCUAUAGAUGACAUUCACGACGACUUUAAGAAACAAUCGUUUGAAUUGAAUGAAUGGAAUCACAAGACGUGUGUCUUUCCAUCAGACAUAUCGCCCAAAGACUUAAUUAUCAUUAAUGAUUCCCAAGACUUAUAUGAUAUCAAACUCGAAGAUCACAUCCAAGAAGUGUACGACUGUCUGACAGACAACGGAUUCUUAAUUUCUAUUUUCCGCACAAAACUCACUGAACCGGAAAUGACUUUACAUUCAAUGAACGGUAAAAAGUAUUUACAAAACCAGGACUUAGAGAAAAGAGUCACCGAUUUCUCAAUAACCGCCAAAAAUACUGGUUUAACGCUAAUUAGCAGUAAAUUUGAUUCAAUUGGUUCAAUGGCUUUGCUAUUUAGAAAAGCGUUCACUAAACCAAUCGCCCCGACGGUCGACCAGAUUAUUACCAUUAAUUCCGAUCACAAGAAUUGGUUUGAUUUACUUAAAGACAAAUUGAAGGCAAAUAACGAAAACGAAGAAAAUAAAGAUAAAAUAUGGCUCAUUGCCAGUGAUUCUGGCAGUAAUGGUAUCAUUGGUCUCAUUAAUUGUCUGCGUUUAGAGCCGGGAGGAGAGAGCAUUCGGUGCCUCUACGACGCCGACCGUCUCCUAACACUUCCCAUUGACUUCAAGAGCAAACCCUUCGCUGAUAUCGUGUCAAACGAUUUGGCCGUAAAUGUAGUGAAGAACGGAAAGGUCGGCACUUAUAGACACUUUACUUUACCAAAAGAUUACGACAAAACCGAGUCGAGUGACUAUUUCCUAAAUGUGGGUCACAAUAGAGAUCUUUCGAGUUUGCAAUGGUUUGACUCCAAUAAUAUCGUACCGAAGACUCAAUUUUUUGACAUCUCAAACAAUGCGGUCAAACAAAUCCAUUGCGAUGUCUAUACGUCUGGUAUUAAUUUUCGCGAUGUUAUGUUCGCAACAGGACGGAUCGCUUCGGGACCGCAACUCUUGUUCACCGAUUGUUUGAUUGGCUUAGAGUUUGCCGGAAGAAGAAGUGAUACGGGAGAGAGGGUUUGCGGCUUUGAUAUGAGCCGCUGUUUCGCCACAUCUAUCAACGCUAAUGAGGGACUCAUAACAGCCAUUCCCGACCACUGGUCUAUGGAGGACGCGGUCACUAUUCUGUGCACUUAUAGCACUGUAUGGUAUGGUUUGAUCGAAAGGGCGUUAUUGAAGAAAAAUGAAAGUAUUCUCAUUCAUUCGGGCGCCGGCGGUGUGGGUCAGGCGGCCAUCAGAGUCUGUCAGUUCUAUGACUGCGAUAUCUUCGUUACGGUCGGCACUGAAGACAAGAAACAGUUUUUGAUGAAUGAAUACAAUAUUCCGGAGAACAGAAUAUUCAGUUCGAGAGAUAUUCAGUUUAAAUACAAAAUUAAAUCCUUGACGAAAGGGAAAGGCGUUAAUUUGGUUCUCAACUCUCUGACCGGCGAUAAAUUGGACGCCAGUUAUGAAUGCGUUGCCGAUUGCGGGAGAUUUGUAGAGAUCGGCAAAUAUGACCUCCAAAUGAACAAACAGUUGGGAAUGUUUUCAUUCCUCAGAGAUAUCUCAUUCAUCGGCGUAUCAGUCGAUAGGAAACUGUACUUUGAAAACGGAUUUGUAGAUAGAUUUUAUAAAUGGAUGCACGAGAACUGUGACAACGGAAUGAUUACACCAAUCAAUAGAACCGUCUUUAAGGCCGAAGAAGCGGAGAAAGCGUUCAGAUAUAUGACAACCGGUAAACACAUGGGAAAGAUUGUCAUCAAAACAAGAGAUGAAGAGACAGAUAGAAAACCAUUAACUCUUAUCAAUCCUUCGGUCACUUUGAAAGUGACUUCGAAAACAUAUUUCAAUCCAAACAAGACUUAUAUAAUAACCGGAGGUUUGGGUGGAUUUGGUCUGGAAUUAGUCCAUUGGAUGCUCUUCUUAGGCGCGCGAAAGUUUGUCUUAACGUCGAGAUAUGGUGUGAAACAGGAUUACCAGAAGUAUGUAUUGAAUCGCAUUUCAUCAAUGGGUGGGAACUUCAAAAUGUUUGAGACAGAGNUAACGUCGAGAUAUGGUGUGAAACAGGAUUACCAGAAGUAUGUAUUGAAUCGCAUUUCAUCAAUGGGUGGGAACUUCAAAAUGUUUGAGACAGAGAUUGUUGUCUCCACUCAUGACACCAACACAUUGGAUGGCAGUCGACAACUGAUGGCCGCGGCCAACAAAUUAGGUCCAAUCGGCGGUGUCUUUCAUUUGGCUCUCGUCCUCAAUGACUGUCUUCUUGAGAAUCAAACGUACGAUAAAUUCCAGGAAACCAUUAAUUCAAAAGUUACAACCUUUAAGAAUUUGGAUCAAAUGACUCGAGAAAUGGCCACAGAUUUAGACUAUUUUGUGGUCUUUUCAUCUGUAAGUUGUGGUAAAGGAAACGCCGGGCAAUCAAACUAUGGUUUCGCGAACUCUGUUUGCGAACACAUCUGCGAACAAAGACGGGCCACAGGUUUACACGGUUUGGCCAUUCAAUGGGGACCUAUCGGUGACGUCGGAGUUAACCGGCUUUGUCUACAGCAGUUGAGAAACCGGCCUUAA